GACCGAGGGAGACGACAAGAACUCCACUCCCCACCCACCCACGCCGCUCCACACCUCUCGUUUUCACUGCCCUGCCGCAGCAAAGAACAAAGAGGGAGAGAGGAAGGGGGAAAAAAAGGCGACGCGCCUCGCUCUCGCCAACUCCCCUGCUCCACAAGACCACUCGGAUCCCAAUCCGAGCCCUGCUCGUCUUCGGCGUCGACGGUCCCGCAACCGAGAGCCCGCGCGGGCGAGCCAGCCACGCAGCGGCGUGGACUGGGGGGGGGGAAGACGGUAGCGGGAGGGAUGGACCCCGAGAAGCGCGGCUACAGGCUCCAGGAGUUUGUGGCGCACGAUGCUGACGUGAGGUCCCUGGCCAUCGGCAAGAAGUCUAGCCGUGUCUUCAUCACCGGCGGCAAUGAUCGCAAGGUCAACUUGUGGGCCAUUGGCAAGCAAACUCCGCUUCUGAGCUUAUCAGGCCACACAAGUGCGGUGGAGGCUGUGCAGUUUGAUUCAGCAGAGAUGCUUGUGCUUGCUGGCUCAUCAAAUGGUUCCAUCAAGCUCUGGGACUUAGAGGAAGCUAAAGUUGUGCGAUCUCUUACCGGGCAUAGAUCGAGUUGCACUUCUGUUGAAUUCCAUCCAUUCGGCGAGUUUUUUGCAUCUGGUUCGUCAGAUACAGACCUGAAGAUCUGGGAUAUAAAGAAAAAGGGAUGCAUUCACACAUAUAAGGGUCACAGAGGAGCAAUUAAAAGAAUCAGGUUUACCCCUGACGGGCGAUGGGUUGUCACCGGAGGGGAAGAUAACAUUGUGAAGGUGUGGGAUCUGACGGCUGGAAAGCUUUUACAUGAUUUCAAGUUCCACAGCGGACAAAUUAAUUGUAUUGAUUUUCAUCCUCAAGAAUUUUUGCUUGCGACAGGCUCAGCUGAUCGGACAGUGAAAUUUUGGGACCUUGAAACUUUUGAAUUGAUAGGUUCUGCUGGACCCGAGGGUUCUGGAGUACGUUCUACGGUCUUUCACCCAGAUGGUAAAACCCUUUUCUGUGGAUUAGACCAGAGCUUGAAGGUAUUCUCUUGGGAACCAGUAAGAUGCCAUGACGUUGUUGACAUGGGGUGGAGUAAUUUGGCUGACCUUAGUAUUUAUGAAGGGAAACUAUUGGGAUGCUCCUACCAUGAACGACGUGUUGGUCUAUGGGCUGCUGAUAUAUCACUCAUUGGACCCUAUGCUCUUGGUGUGUUGCCCAAAGCAAAUUUUUUUGCUGAGCUUGUGCAGUCUAUGGAUGAUAAUCCUGUGAAGCCAAGUGAUAGCACUGCAAAUUCUAGUCCUGCUUUAGCAAUGACGCAACCGAAAAAUUCAUACAAAGUCAAGGAGCCUGGGAUUGCUGAAAGCAGGGUUCGUGGCUCACAUUUGACUCCAGCAAGUACAGAUAAGAUCAAGAAAGAUAGGAGCAGUACUAUUCCACGAAGACCCGAUCCAUCUUUUAGAUCAUCUAUUCAGAGUUCUACUCCAAUGAGGCGUAUGAAGCUUGUUGAUAGUCCUUCCACCAACCCAAAAACAGUGGAACGCAAUUUUGGACAGAAAGAUACCCCAUUAACAUCUCAUACAAGAAUAGCCAAAAAUUCUUCUACUGCUAAGAAAGGCAAUCUUACGGAGUCAGCAUCGGUGAAAGAUAUUUAUACUACGUCGCAGGCUGUUUCUGCACCUGUUGUUGUACCCAGAGACAUUUUGGAGGACAAAACAGUAAGCAGUGUUUGCAGAGGAAAUGGAGGCACAACUACAGCCCCAGAUGCUUUUCAGGUUCCUGUUCACAGAAGAAAACCUUCACUUAGUGGCACUGCUGCUGAUAGUGAUAGCUCAGUAGGAUCCGUACUCACUGAACCUGAUGUUUGCUCAGAGGGUUUGUCAAGCUUACAGUUCUCCUUUGGACUAUCUCCAUAUUACAAAAAAGAAGAAUACGGUGAGGUGGAUAAAGAAGAUAUUGCACAGAUAGCAGAAAAGAUGGAUAGAACAGUGUCACUGGAGCAUCCUCUGCGGUCCAAUGACGAUAAGUCCUUUGAAACACCAUGCUCAACAACAGAGACAGCCAGGGUGAAAUAUGUCAGAGGAGUUGCUGUGCCACUGGGAAAAACAAAGUCUCUUGUUGAGAGGUGGGAAAAGAGGGAGUCUUCUAGCAAUGAUUAUUCACCACAAACUGGUUCUUGUGGUGAUCGGAUGUUGAAAAAUGACAGCCCUCCGGCCUAUUCAGCAGAACCAAGUCAGACAUAUGAAAAGGAUUUGUCAACAGUGGAUGAGGUGAUGACGCCUGCCAAUUUAGUGCAGAAUCAUGACGAAUUCAUAAAUGCUGUAAAACUUCGGCUGACAAAAUUGGAGAUGAUGCGGCAUGUCUUUGAGCAAAGUGGUAUCAAAGGAGCAAUUGCUGCAGUGGCAAAGCUGCCUGACAAUGCUGUUCAAGCUGAUGUUGUUAAUGCUCUCAAAGGGAAGCUUGAUCUUUUCAACCUGGAGAUUUUCUCAAGCUUUCUGCCUGUUCUUGCCGGGUUGCUGAGUAGCAAGACUGAAAGGCAUGCUACAGUUUCUUUGGAAAUGUUGUUGGAUCUUAUAAAGAUUUUUGGACCAGUUAUACAUUCAACAUUAUCAGCAAAUUUAGGCGUAGGAGUUAACAUUCAGGCGGAGCAAAGGUUGCAACGUUGCACACGCUGCUUUAAUCAUUUGCAAAAGAUUCAACAAGUUCUGCAUCCAUUGAUGAUGCAGGGCGGUGAAUCAGCACAACUCGCUCAAGAACUAAGUCUCUCGUUGCAAGACUUGGUGGUGAUCUAAAACAACUCGGGUGAAUCUCAUCCGUACGGCGGAGUAGAUACCAUUCUUUUUGGCGAAAAGUGCCCACAGUUGUGUAGCUUGUAAUUUUGUCAUAGCUUUGCAAGCGGGUCUUGCAAUUGUUGUUUUGGCUUAGGCUGGCAUUCGGCCUUUGUUCCCCGUUGUAUAUGUAGCCUGGCUGUGCAUCAGUUUGUAAUUAGCCACAUUUGCUGUAUGGGCAGCCUUGAUGACACAAAGAUUAACGGAAACAGGAAAGGAAACAAUCAGAAAAGGACAAUUUAGUUUCUUGCGAUUUCUAGUUACAACUGACAGCCCCAGUUGGCGGUAUGGCCCAUGUAUCAUGUGAUGAUUGUUCA
This is a messenger RNA of Panicum hallii, 3143 nucleotides long. RefSeq names its product katanin p80 WD40 repeat-containing subunit B1 homolog. The transcript is spliced from 17 exons. Gene Ontology annotation, biological process: microtubule severing; microtubule depolymerization. Gene Ontology annotation, cellular component: katanin complex. The record is from RefSeq and is a predicted model, not a curated record. Bases 286 to 2790 code for a protein of 834 amino acids. Lineage: Eukaryota; Viridiplantae; Streptophyta; Magnoliopsida; Poales; Poaceae. Gene Ontology annotation, molecular function: microtubule binding.